AUGGGACAUAUAAGUGAGAUUUGGCUGAAGUUUUUCAUCAUCUAUGAAAUUACGGGGGAAGAGCCAAGGGUCAUCAUUUCCAACGAAGAAAAGGGGACAGAUGUUGUUGUCUCCAAGGCAACAGUUCUCACAGAAUAUCUGGUGACCUUUAGGGACAAAAUUAUCCACCUGCUGUUACUAGACAAGCUCCUCAGCACAGCACAGGAUGAAGACAGCAAUGUUUGUGAUCAGCUCAUCACAACAGCAAUAACUUCAUUUGCUCAAGCGGAAAAGUUCCUGCGUAAGUUUCGCUGCCACCGGCCCAUGCUGUGGGAGGUGGACCAGAAGGUGAAGGAGGCAGCAGAUGCACUCCAUCCUUCCAGCAAUGUAGAUCUCAUGCAGAACAUCCUGCAGGACACCCUCAUCCACUGCUGGGAGUUACUGCUGAAACGACACUCAGCCACCAUGCAGAUUGAUGCUAAGUUUCAGGACCUGCUCUUCAGGGCACUCGACUACUAUGUUGUGGGGCGGCUCCAUGAGAUGCUUUGGUGGCUGGUGUGUGAACGAUGCCAGGUGGUUGACCAGCUGGUGAAGACACGGUUGUCACACCUCCGCCAUGCACAUCUCUCAGCUCUGCAGUUAGGGGUCCCGGCACACUACUACACUCCUCUGCCAGCUGCCGUUGUUGAGCUAGCUUCCCUGGCAAGUGUGGAGAGUGCCAUAGGUAGAUUACAAUGUGUCCACUCCACCAUCGAGCUCAUCCAGGCACAGGCCAAGGAGGCUCGGGUCACCCUGCACCAGUAUAAGGAUCAAGAGGGAGAGCCAGAGCUGGAGUUAACUAAGGAGGAGUUGAUGGCUUUACUGACUACUGUGGUAGUCCAGGCGCAGUGCUCACACCUGGUAGCUAACAUCUAUUACAUGACCCACUAUGUUUUCUCGGUCACCGAAGAUGACCCUCUCUGGAAAAGCCUUGGCCUGCUUCGCAACACCCUAGAGAACAUCAUGAAGCUGGAUGUAGCCCGACUUCCACAGCCAGCAAAAUCCAUACGAAAGGAACUCUCUCUCCAGGACCUUAUGCAGGUAAGCGCAGAGGUGGAGUCGCGGUUUGAGGCAAAGGGCCCCAGCCGCAGCAUUGGGGAUAUCACGGCCCUGGACCUGCAGCUGCACCAGCUUACACAGCAGAUACAGUUGUCAACUCAAGCCCACUCUGAGACUCACUUGACUGAGAGGAACUCGCCCAGCCGUAGGUCUGACCGCACCAUGCUCUCACCCACACAGGACAACAGCAAGUCACACAGUUUCAGAGAGUUCCUUUCAAGCAUUCCCUCCUCCCUGCGAGAGAGCCUGCGCCGCAGACAGUCGCAGCAGAGAAGCGCCAUCCAGUCUUCCCUCAAUGGAUAGGUCGCCAACUGAUUGCAUGAUCUUUAGAUUACCAGUAUUGGGAAUGUUGCGUGGAAAUACCAUACAGUUAGGUUUGCCUUGAUGUUUUUAUCGAGAGUUGUUAAAAUUCUUGGUUCAUAUGUGCUGCUUAUUUUUAUUAUUAGAGGUAAUUUUGGCAAUGUUUUCUUUUAAUUUUUCAUCAUUUAUUAUGGAUUUUCCAUUGGAAUUUAUUUAUUUGUCUUUGCCUUCCAUUUCAUUUAUUUUUUAUAUCUAUUCAUAUUUAUAUGUUUUUGAUUUUGAUUUUAGAAUUUCCCAGCAGAGGGAAUUAACUGAUGAGAACAAUAUUUGUGUAAUAUUUUGUGAAAUAGGUUUGUGAAGUCUUUACUUUAAAUGUUUAC
Penaeus vannamei (Pacific white shrimp) is the source of this 1757-nucleotide messenger RNA. The record is from RefSeq and is a predicted model, not a curated record. Lineage: Eukaryota; Metazoa; Arthropoda; Malacostraca; Decapoda; Penaeidae.